AUGGCACCUCUUUCUUUACCAAAACCUCAAACAAUAAAAAUAAACGUUUUAAACACUUUAUGGGCAGAUAGUCAAGAUUUUAACAUAGUUGGACUAAGUGACUCCUUAUGGAGCAAGCUGUCGCGUCAUACAUUGACACCACAGGGUGAAGCCAAUGUAAUAAAUGGCUUCAAAUCGGUCAUUUCAAUAUCAAUUACUCCGCGAGACGUCAGUCAGACUAGCUCGAACUUAUUAAAGCCUAAACCAGAGAAUACUUGGAUGAAACCCUUGAUUACAUCGAUAGUUACGUUUGCACAAUUGUACCAUUCAGAGAUAUAUGGAGAGGCGCGCGAUCAUAAUUUAGUAGAUGGAAUUGAAGUUGAUAUCGAUAUCAUUCAACCAAUUGAAUUGGAGGAAGUGAUACUUGGUGCUCUGGAAAUAGACUCUCUUGAGGUUUCAAUGAUAGAUCCUGUUGCCGUAUUGGACUAUUUUCGCUCUUCACCUCCUAUCAUAAUUCGCCAUGCACAAACUUAUCGAAUUUCUAAUCCUCCUUCACCGACUUCUGCGACUGCGAAAUUUUCAUCUUCACUCGAUUUUAAAGUGUUAAUGUGCAAUCCGGUGUUACAAGGUAUAAUCUCGGAUCAAACGAAUCUUAUAAUUACAGACUUAUCGAGUGAGACACUUAAUAUCAACGAAGAAGACCAAUUGGAUGACGAGUUGAUUGAUCUCGAUAAUGACGAGGAUAUUUUGGAGCAGGAAUUAAUUCCAUUGGAAUUGGAUAGUUUCUCGUUGUUGAGUUCACAGAUGGAGAGUCCUACAAAUGGUCUUUAUUUCCGUAUGCCAGAUGAAUUAAAUGACCUUGGAUCAGAUUCAACGGCGUCAGUUUCAUCACCGUCCUCUGAAGAAGAGAGUAUUAAGAAUGAUGAUUCCAGACAUUUAAAUCAAAAGAAAAUUGAGUUCAAGCCGUUGAUUUUGUCAAGUCCUCUGUCAAGAUUAUCACUUAAACCGACACCAAAAGAAAACGAUGAUCCAGAAUCAUGGAUUUUAAUUAGUAUAUCGAUGUUAGCUAGAUUAGGAUGUCAAAGUGGUAGCUGGGUUCUAGUAUCAAGCGCAAAAAAUAAACCACGACUAUGUCAAAUAUAUGCAGCCGAUAUACCCAAUUCGAUAAAUCAUUCACUGCCAUCUGCUUAUAUCACUCCGCAACUUCACUUUAAUCUUGGCCUGAACAAAAAAUCCCUUGAUACUUUAGAAAGCAUUAGUAUUCAAUCCGUUGAUAAACCUCGUUCAUCACCACCUGUUGCAAGGAGUUUGACUGUUGCUAGGGUAGCUUCUCCAUGUAGCCAUGAUAAGACUUUAUAUCCAGCAAGUUUGGAUGAACUGAAAAAAUGGUUUGAGAAUGUAGAAAGAAUUGUUUGUGAAGGCGAUGUAAUUUCCGUGCCUAUUGAUGAGGAAAAUGCUCGAUUAAGACCACAGCAGAAGACAGAAGGUGGCAUUGAAUCAUUAGAAGAUAUCAAAAUUCCUAUGGCGCCCACAAAAUAUACUACUGUUGUGCACUUUAUUAUCACUCGACUAGAACCAAACGACAAGAAAAAAGCCCUCAAAAAAGGAUAUGGAAAAAGAGUCGAUCCAAAACUUACGAAAAUGGUUCAAACAGGACUGGAACAUUCAAGGGUACCACCUGCAAUAAAACGUUAUUUGAGAAUAAUUUCAGAAACCCCGAUAACACCACCAGUUGACUCUCCACUUACUGCUCCUGAAACUCCGUACGUGAUACUUUAUGAUCUAAUGUCAUCAUGUUUAGAUCCAAGCGCUUCAUUACUUAAUCUCAGUUGCACAGUUUUGCUACAUGGUCAACGUGGAUGCGGGAAAAAGACAACUGUUGAAUGGGUGUCAGAGCGUCUUGGAAUUCAUUUAUAUGAAGUAAAUUGUUUUGAUUUCGCUGGGGAGACCGAUGCAAAAAUUGAUACUUCUAUUCGUGCUAGACUCCAUAAUGCCAUCACUUAUUCCCCAUGCGUAUUUUUACUCAGACAUAUAGAAGCAUUAGCCAGGAAAAGUGCAGUAUUAGAAACUGGACAAGAACCAACCGUAUCAGUCACCUUACAAGAUUGUUUUAAACAAUUGGUAGAAUCUUUUAAAAAAAUAGGACAUCCUGUCUUGGUAAUUGGGACAACAAGUGAUAUUGAAAAGAUACCCGCAAGUGUCAUAGGUUGUUUCCGUCAUCAAAUUUUAUUUGAAGCUCCCGCUGAACCAGUCAGAUUAGCAAUUUUGGAACAAUUGACAAUUGACACUCCAUUGGCUCCUGAUGUAUCAUUGUCAUCAUUGGCUACUCAGACUGCCGCACUUGUGGCUAAAGAUCUGGCAGAUUUAAUAGCGAGAGCAGGACUCGCUGCACUUGAACGAGUUGAAAAAGGCGUAAAAAAAUCAGAUAAGCAAGUGCGAGAUGUCGAUUUAUUAAGAGCUGGAAUAGCAUUGACAGCAGCUGAUUUCGAAACAGCUCUUGGAAAAGCUAGAGCAUCUUACUCCGAUAGUAUAGGUGCACCCAAAAUACCAAAUGUAACAUGGGAUGACGUAGGUGGUUUAGCGUCAGUUAAAGACGAUAUCUUGGAUACGAUACAAUUACCUCUGGAACAUCCAGAACUAUUUGCCAGUGGUAUGAAAAAACGAUCUGGUAUAUUAUUAUAUGGGCCACCUGGUACUGGAAAAACAUUACUUGCCAAAGCAGUGGCCACUUCAUGUUCCCUAAAUUUUUUUUCGGUGAAAGGACCCGAAUUGUUAAAUAUGUAUAUCGGUGAAUCCGAAGCAAAUGUGCGUCGUGUGUUUCAAAGGGCACGUGAUGCAAAACCCUGUGUCAUUUUCUUUGAUGAACUUGAUUCGGUUGCACCUAAAAGAGGUGAAAAAGGAGAUUCUGGUGGUGUUAUGGAUCGUAUUGUUAGUCAGCUACUAGCAGAAUUGGAUGGUUUAGGUCAAGGGAGUGGUGCAGCUGAUGUAUUUGUUAUUGGUGCAACUAAUAGACCUGACUUAUUGGAUCCUGCGUUAUUAAGACCCGGCCGAUUUGAGAAACUACUUUAUCUGGGGGUGAGUGAAGAUCACGAAUCACAGCUCAACAUUAUUCGAGCAUUGACCAGAAAGUUUCGUUUGGCUCCUUCCUUGGAUCUUGCUGCUGUGGCAAAUAAGUGUCCAUUUAAUUAUACAGGCGCUGAUUUCUAUGCCCUGUGCUCGGAUGCAAUGUUAAAAGCAAUGGCUCGAACGGCUGAGGCGGUUGAGGCAAAAAUUGGCAUGUCUCCUGCCUUAAAUGCAAAUCCUCCGCAUGACAGAAAAUGGACUGGCUCGUUAACAUCCCAAUACUAUCUUGACCAUCUCGCUACACCACAAGAUAUUUACGUAGAGGUGACACAACAAGACUUUGAACGUGCCUUGGAAGAAUUAGUGCCUUCUGUGUCAGAAAAAGAACUUGAACAUUACCGGCUGGUUCAAAAACGGUUUACACAGCAAGAUGGAAAAGACAAGCAAAAUAAUGAUCAAGAGAGCACAAGUGCACUUAAUCAUCAAUUUCAUCAGCAGACUGAUAUCAAUUGGAAUAAUGGUGGAUAUAGUAAUGAUAACGGAGUCAUAGAUCAUGGAUUUGGUAAUGCCAGCAGUACAGGUGGCGGUAGUAGUACUAAAGGAAAAGGAAAAGCACGUUUGCCUACAUUCUUCUCCACGACUUCUUUUGAGACAGAUAUUGAAGAUGGUUUGACUUCAGAAACUUUUGAUUUAUCACAGAACUUGCGUGAGGGAGAUUCAAGAGCGGGUCUUGAAGAUUCGGAUGAAAUAAAAAAGAUUAUGGCGCGAGAGGGUGUCGGAUUUGACCAAGCCCGUUUAAUAAGGCAACAAAGAAAAUUCAAAAACAAUAAUAUCGACCCCCAAACUGGGGUUCCAAAAGAUCCAAAAUUUGUGUCUUUUUCAUAA
Ambispora leptoticha is the source of this 3927-nucleotide messenger RNA. The record is from the annotation of a GenBank genome assembly. NCBI's taxonomy places the organism in Eukaryota, Fungi, Glomeromycota, Glomeromycetes, Archaeosporales, Ambisporaceae.